GCAUUAGAACUCACAACCAAACCAAAGAUGGGGAAAAGAGGUUCCUCAAUGGCCUCUUUGGCGGUUGCCAUUUUGGCAACAUUGCUCUCUUUAACCUUCCCUUCUAAUGCUAAUGAGUAUCUCUACUCUUCCCCUCCUCCUCCGACUCCCGUUUAUCACUACAAAUCCCCGCCCCCGCCUCCUCCUCCGCACAAGAAGCCUUACCAUCCGCCUUACCACUACAAAUCUCCUCCUCCACCGCCGCCCGUGUACAAAUAUAAGUCACCUCCACCACCUCCACCGUACAAGAAACCAUAUCACCCACCUUAUCACUACAAGUCUCCGCCACCUCCUCCACCUGUUUACAAGUAUAAGUCUCCCCCUCCUCCACCACCGUACAAAAAACCGUACCACCCUCCGACACCCAUUUACAAAUAUAAGUCUCCUCCACCACCGGUUUACAAGUACAAGUCGCCUCCUCCUCCGCCACCUUAUAAGAAGCCGUACCACCCGCCUACACCAAUUUAUAAGUACAAAUCUCCACCACCACCGUACAAGAAGCCCUACCACCCACCUACACCGGUUUACAAGUACAAAUCUCCACCACCACCGGUGUACAAAUAUAAGUCACCACCUCCACCACCACCAUACAAGAAGCCAUACCACCCUCCCACACCCGUUUACAAGUACAAGUCUCCACCACCACCCGUCUAUAAAUAUAAGUCACCACCUCCACCACCACCGUACAAGAAGCCGUACCACCCUCCCACACCAAUUUACAAGUACAAAUCUCCACCACCACCCGUCUACAAAUACAAGUCACCACCUCCGCCGCCACCAUACAAAAAGCCAUACCACCCACCAACACCGAUAUACAAGUACAAAUCCCCACCACCACCGGUCUACAAAUAUAAAUCCCCACCUCCACCACCACCGUACAAGAAGCCAUACCACCCACCAACACCAAUUUACAAGUACAAGUCUCCACCACCACCUGUCUAUAAAUACAAGUCACCGCCUCCACCACCACCGUACAAGAAGCCAUACCACCCACCAACACCGAUUUACAAGUACAAGUCUCCACCACCACCCGUCUACAAAUACAAGUCCCCGCCUCCACCACCACCCUACAAGAAGCCAUAUCACCCACCAACGCCAAUUUACAAGUACAAAUCUCCACCACCACCCGUGUACAAAUACAAGUCUCCUCCACCACCACCACCGCACAAAAAGCCCUACCACCCACCAUACCACUACAAGUCUCCUCCACCACCACCACCGAUCAGACCCUAUCACCCACCUCCAACCCCAGUGAAGCCAUACCACCCACCACCCGUCUACCACUACAAAUCUCCCCCGCCACCACCACCGGUCUACAUGUACACAUCGCCCCCACCACCUCACUACUAAACACUAAUCUCAUCAAGGAAGCAAAAGGAGGCUGUCAGCAAAUAAAUGGCACGUCGAUAAGCGUUAAGAAUUGGAACAGGGAAGCGUGGAGGGUUGUUGUCGUCGUUGCUGCUACUUGAGCUUCAUAACCGUUGAAUUUGUUGUUGUUUUAGGGUUUGUCUUGUUUUUUUUCUUUUCCAUGUCAUUUUAUUAGUUGUAAUGCACUCUAUAUUAAAAAUA
This is a messenger RNA of Cucurbita moschata (crookneck pumpkin), 1608 nucleotides long. RefSeq names its product extensin-like. Bases 28 to 1389 code for a protein of 453 amino acids. Lineage: Eukaryota; Viridiplantae; Streptophyta; Magnoliopsida; Cucurbitales; Cucurbitaceae. The record is from RefSeq and is a predicted model, not a curated record. The transcript has 2 exons.